Prorocentrum cordatum is the source of this 210-nucleotide messenger RNA. NCBI's taxonomy places the organism in Eukaryota, Dinophyceae, Prorocentrales, Prorocentraceae. The record is from the annotation of a GenBank genome assembly.
GAGGCCCCGCCAGAGGCGCCCCCCUCUGGGACGCCCGCGGCUCCAGCGGCGGUCGUCGCCAAGGUGGUUCCGCCCGCCGCGGGCAGCGCGAACUCCAAGCGAUGGGCGGGAAUUACGAAGGAGAUGCACGCGGUGCUGUCGCAGCAGAGCGUGCUGGCCCUGUGCAGCUUCCUGUGCGACGCCGGCAGCGGGCACGGCUCCUCCGGAGAG